CCCCCCAGGCGGUAGCGGCGGCGGCAGCAGCGGUGGCGACAUGAGCAGCGGGGCGGCGUCCGGGACGGGGCGGGGGCGGCCCCGGGGCGGGGGGCCGGGGCCCGGGGACCCCCCACCCAACGAGACACACAAGCUGGUGGUCGUGGGCGGCGGCGGCGUGGGCAAGAGCGCGCUGACCAUCCAGUUCAUCCAGUCCUACUUCGUGUCCGACUACGACCCCACCAUCGAGGAUUCCUACACAAAGAUCUGUACAGUGGAUGGCAUCCCUGCCCGGCUGGACAUCCUGGACACCGCAGGCCAGGAGGAGUUUGGCGCCAUGCGGGAGCAAUACAUGCGUGCCGGCCACGGCUUCCUGCUCGUGUUCGCCAUCAAUGACCGGCAGAGUUUCAAUGAGGUGAGCAAGCUCUUCACGCAGAUCCUCCGCGUCAAGGACCGAGAUGACUUCCCCAUCGUGCUGGUCGGGAACAAAGCAGACCUGGAGACCCAGCGCCAGGUCCCCCAAUCUGAAGCCUCUGCCUUCAGUGCCUCCCACCAUGUGGCCUACUUUGAGGCCUCGGCCAAGCUGCGCCUCAACGUGGACGAAGCCUUUGAGCAGCUGGUUCGGGCAGUCCGGAAAUACCAGGAACAAGAGCUCCCGCCCAAUCCACCCAGUGCCCCCAGCAAGAAGGACGGGGGGUGCCCCUGCAUCCUCCUGUAGCCUGGGCAUGGUAGAAGCGUCAGCACAAGCUCUCGGGACCAGCUACCCUCACACCUUGCUGAGCCUCAGUUUCCCCAUCUGGGUCUCCCAGGAUACACUACACCCCCACCGCUACUUCCUGGCCUCUUCUGGCCGUCGCCACUGUGUGCCUUCUGCCAACGCCUCCCCUCCUCACCCGAGCUCCUGGUGGGGCUGAGGGGCUCCUGGGUAUCCGGGUCACUGCUGUAUAUAACUCCUCCCCCUGCCCCAGAGAAAUAAACGUCACUGCCAA
Molecule: messenger RNA, 968 nt
Organism: Trichechus manatus latirostris (Florida manatee)
Lineage: Eukaryota; Metazoa; Chordata; Mammalia; Sirenia; Trichechidae
Gene: RRAS
Product: RAS related
Exons: 6
Coding region: 41-697 (218 amino acids)
Biological process (GO): Ras protein signal transduction
Cellular component (GO): plasma membrane
Molecular function (GO): GTPase activity; GDP binding; GTP binding
Source: RefSeq, a predicted model, not a curated record